Molecule: messenger RNA, 627 nt
Organism: Gongylonema pulchrum
Lineage: Eukaryota; Metazoa; Nematoda; Chromadorea; Rhabditida; Gongylonematidae
Source: the annotation of a GenBank genome assembly
AUGUAUUGUUGGUUUGUGCGACUUCCUGAUGAUGCAGAGCGACAAUUCCAAGCGGCGCUCAGGACAGCGAAGGAUACUGAACUAUGGACUGUUAUAAAUUUAAGUCUAGCCAUUGUUUAUUUAAUGACAUGCCGCGAGACUGAUUUUUACGGGUUGUUCGAACGCAUCACGCCCGGCAAGCUGCAGUCCAGUUCCGAAUUGCUCAAAGCAUCCGCCUAUUUUGUGCAUGCACUGCAUUCUUACCUGCACUCCAGAGUCCAGGAAGCAAAUCUAGCCAUUGUUUAUUUAAUGACGUGCCGCGAGACUGAUUUCUACGGGUUGUUCGAACGCAUCACGCCCGGCAAGCUGCAGUCCAGUUCCGAGUUGCUCAAAGCAUCCGCCUAUUUUGUGCAUGCAUUGCAUUCUUACUUGCACUCCAGAGUCCAGGAAGCAAAAAGCCAUAUAACUGACAGUGUGACGAUAAUACGUGAAGAAGCGGUGCCGCGAAUACAAGCACUUGCAGCUCUUUUUUCCGCGAAAAUGGUGGCUUUUGAAAUGCCCGAUAUGCUUGUCUCUGCUAAUGAAUUUGUUAGCAAAAGUUCUGAUCACUCACUUGCGCUUUGGGUGAAUCAAAUCAUUUAUGGUUAG